AUGGUGUUCAGAGCAACCAAAUAUUCUCCCAACAACCCUUCCCUCACUCCAAAAACCAACCAUCAAUCAUCAACCAUCAACUCUAUAUGCCUUGUCACUGGCAACCCCAUGGAGAAAGACGCUGCAAAGGAGCCAAAGAACCCGGAACCAUUUUCUGCAAUCAACAUAUAUGUCGCAACGAAGAAUGUCCCGAACAAAUGCUCAACUACGAUACAUGGUGGUGUGAAAAACACUCCCCCUGCACCCUCAAAUCCUGUCCCCUCCCCCGCUACCACUCCGCCCUCAGCUGCCGUACCCACAAAUGCCACUCCCCCAAAUGCACCUCCCCUCAAUUCCUCCCCUCCAGCUACUGCAGUGGCCACAAGUGCCACAUCGACAAUUGUCUGCGGACACGCACGCGCACGAAUAGAUUUUGCGAUCGGCACGCGUGUGCGAUGGGAGAAUGUUUCAAUUUGA
Botrytis fragariae is the source of this 456-nucleotide messenger RNA. RefSeq lists its product as uncharacterized. The record is from RefSeq and is a predicted model, not a curated record. Lineage: Eukaryota; Fungi; Ascomycota; Leotiomycetes; Helotiales; Sclerotiniaceae. The coding region runs from base 1 to 456 and encodes 151 amino acids. The transcript has 4 exons.